Messenger RNA from Symbiodinium sp. CCMP2456, 1707 nucleotides. NCBI's taxonomy places the organism in Eukaryota, Dinophyceae, Suessiales, Symbiodiniaceae. The record is from the annotation of a GenBank genome assembly.
GAUUCGCAAGCGACUCAACUUUGGGAUGGAAUCCCAGCACCUGCUGCUGACACGCAGCCCGACGGCUUCGACGACGACGACUUGAAUGCAGAGCUGGAAAAGCUUAUCGAUGAAUGUGGUCUCGAUGAGGACUCCGGCCUGAUGUCCACGACGGGCGGGUCCGACCUCGAUCGGUUGAGAGCAGAGCAGGAGGCAGCAGAGAUGGAAAGGAAGUUGCAGGAGGCAAAAGAGAUGGAAAGGAAGUUGCAGGAGGCCGGUACCCUGCAUGUGUCCAGUGCUGGGUUCAAAAGGGCAUUCAGCCCACCGAAGAAUGCGAAUCCGCAUCGAAUGGAGAUGUCCCCGCUGUCACUGCAACUGAAGAAGGCACAAGAAGAAGAAGAGCUCCUAAAAAAGGAGAUGGCGACUGCUGCCAAAAAGCAGAAGCUAGAGGAGCUGCAAAGGAAAAAUGAGCUCAUGAGGAACAAGCUUGCAGCUUUGGGUGUGCCACCAAGCCCGAGUGUGCCACCAAGCCUGACGAGUGUGCCACCAAGCCCGGCGAGUGUGCCACCAAGCCCGGCGAGUGUGCCACCAAGCCCCGCGAGUGUGCCACCAAGCCCCGCCCCGAGUGUGCCACCAAGCCCCGCCGCGAGUGUGCCACCAAGCCCGGCCGCGAGUGUGCCACCGACCUCGGCGAGUGUGCCACCAAGCCCGACGACGAUGCCACCUCCGAUGGCUGAUCUCCGCAGAUCCGGCCCUUUGCAGCACCAAGGAAGCAACGUCUCGAGUUUCUCCGACAAGUCGGACGAAGCAGCAGAAGUUGCCCGGAAAAAUGCUGCCGCCGCCCUUCAAACAGUACGCCGACUCACGACAAAUCCGAACAAGUGCACGUUCGAGAUCUUGCAGCAGUGGCGAAACGGCGGCGAGGACCGGAAGAACAUCGUCAAGGACUACAUGAAAUCCGGACAGGAUGUGACGAAAGUGACGGUGAACCUCAUCAUGCGAGAUGUGCUGAGUGAGCAGGAGAAGAAGAAGAAGGAAAAACUGACUGAGGAGCAGGUCUUCAGGCACUACGAGCCGAACCAAGCGAAAGCAAGGGAAGCGAUCGACUUCGCACUCGCCGAAGGUUACGAGAACGACCCGAACUUCCCGGAUCACGCCGGCUACCGCCUCUACAAGAUCUUCACGGGUUUCAGCGAAACACAGCUCUUCGAGAAACGACGAGAAAUCGAGGCCAAUAUCAGGCCCCUCGCCCAGGACCAACGUGCUCCCAAGGCGGAGGAGGAGAAGAUGCCGCCACCACGAAACAAGACGGCUGCAAAGGGUAAGGCAAAAGCCAAAGCAAAGGGUCCGCCACCUAUGAAGGCCGGGGUCUUCGAGCUCGCCAAGGUCAGGGCAAGUGAUCUGAAGGAAAGUUUGCCACGGUUCAACCGUGGUGAGACGAAGAAAUCCAUGGAGAAGGAAGUCUUGGCAAAGGUUGGCUCCUUUGCCCGCCUGCAGCUCCAGCUGACUGGUGUGAACGAAGCCAAAGGAGUGCUCGAUGCCCUCCGGGAUGCACAGGUCAAUCUCGAGAUGAAGUACAAGGCCCUGCAAGCCCUCGCCGACGAUGUGGAGGAAUUGGAUUGGCAAACCCACAUCAAGGAGGUGGCGGCUGCCUAUCUGGUAUGUGCUUCCAAGGAGGACUUCGCUGUGGGUGUGGCUCGAGUGCAGUCCAGCAAAAAGCGAGAGUAG